This is a messenger RNA of Culicoides brevitarsis, 1571 nucleotides long. It is a transcript of the gene MAPk-Ak2, whose product is annotated as MAP kinase-activated protein kinase 2. NCBI's taxonomy places the organism in Eukaryota, Metazoa, Arthropoda, Insecta, Diptera, Ceratopogonidae. The record is from RefSeq and is a predicted model, not a curated record. The transcript is spliced from 4 exons. Gene Ontology annotation, molecular function: mitogen-activated protein kinase binding; calcium/calmodulin-dependent protein kinase activity; calmodulin binding. Gene Ontology annotation, cellular component: nucleus; cytoplasm. Bases 92 to 1159 code for a protein of 355 amino acids. Gene Ontology annotation, biological process: protein autophosphorylation; intracellular signal transduction; peptidyl-serine phosphorylation.
UUUAUCAAUAAUUUGGUAUAGAGUAUUAAAAUUAUAUUUUUUAUUAUUUAUUGUUAUCUCAUAACAUAUUAUCACGUUAAUUUUAUUAAAAAUGUCAAAAAAUAAAACAUUGUUAAUGGCAAAAAAUAAAUUUGAAACUAAGUCACAUAAUAUCACAGACGACUACGAAAUAUCUAAUAAUGUAUUAGGACUUGGUAUUAAUGGAAAAGUGGUAGAGUGUAUAAAUAAGAAAUCAAUGCAAAAACAUGCCUUGAAAGUUUUGCACGACAAUUCAAAAUCAAGACGAGAAAUAGAACUUCAUUGGCAAGCAUCGGGAUGUAAACACAUUGUGAAUAUUAUUGAUGUUUAUGAAAACUCAUAUAGUGGCAAUCGUUGUUUAUUGGUUGUAAUGGAAAAAUGUUCAGGAGGAGAGCUCUUUCAGAGAAUACAGGAUAGACAAGAUGGAGCCUUUACUGAACGAGAAGCUGCACAAAUAAUGCAUGAAAUUUGUCUGGCUGUCAAAUUUUUACAUGAUAUGAAUAUUGCACAUCGCGAUCUGAAACCUGAAAAUUUACUUCUGGUUUCAAAUGAUCCUAAUUCAAUUUUAAAAUUGACAGAUUUUGGUUUUGCAAAAGAGACUUUUGAAAGUGUAAAGCAACUUCAAACACCAUGUUAUACACCUUAUUAUGUUGCACCUGAAGUACUUGGACCAGAAAAGUAUGACAAAAGCUGUGAUAUUUGGUCACUUGGUGUUAUUAUGUAUAUUUUAUUAUGUGGAUUUCCUCCAUUUUAUUCAAACCAUGGCCUAGCAAUCUCACCUGGAAUGAAAACGAGAAUUCGUACUGGACAGUAUGAUUUUCCAGACCCUGAGUGGAAAAAUGUAAGCGAUGCUGCUAAGAAAUUAAUUAAAGGUAUGUUGAAUGUGGAUCCAGCCAAGCGUCUAACAAUUGAUGAUGUAAUGAAAAAUUCGUGGAUAGCUCAAUAUACGAGCGUUCCGCAAACUCCUUUACAUACUGGUCGAAUGUUAAAGGAAGGUGAAGAGACAUGGCCUGAAGUACAAGAAGAGUUGACUCGUUCUUUGGCUACAAUGCGAGUGGAUUAUGAUCAAAUGCAUAUUAAAAAUUUAGACAAAUCUAACAAUCCAUUAUUAAACAAACGACGAAAGAAAGAACAAAAAUAAUUCAUAGUUCAUUUCGCAUAUUACUUUCGUAUAAUCUAUAAACAAAUUGUAUGUAACAUAAUUCUUAAUUGCAAGGAUGAGCUUUCCAUUUUUUUUUUCAUCAUCAUUUGGAACAUGAAUGGGGGGGGGGGUGGAGUAGGAAAUAAAAAAGUAAUAAAUAAAAAAAAUAAAUAUUAAAAAAAAAUAUAUUUAAAAAAUAUAUUAAAAAAAAUAUAUAUAAAAAAAUCUGUUAUACAAGAAGUUUUCAACUUCAAAAAUAGAUCAUUUAUAUUCGUCAAGUAAAAAAAAAUAUAAAAAAAAGCGAACUAAAAAGGAAUAAACAAGAGCCCUGUGGUAACAAAGUCGGAAAAAUUGCCAAGUAAAUAAAGUUACAAAAUUUUUGAGAACAAAAACUUGAAUAUAAAGGAUUUAU